CAUCGGGCGAAGACACCGGGACGGAGAAAUAGGGAGGCGACAUCGGGUGGGACACCAGAAUUGAGCACCGGGGAGGGGACAUUAGGGAGGGAGCUCUAGGAAAGGGACACCGUGGGUGUGGGGGGUCGGGACCACUAAGCACCAAGAAUCACCCACACCAGAGACACCGGGAUGGGGAACACUAGGGGACACUGGGAAAGGGAAGACUGGGAAUGGGGCCACUGGGGACGGGAACAGCUGGGAACAGAGCCCAGGGCUACUCGGGAAGGGACAGCCAAGCCCCUGUCUCUCUCCCUGGGCAGUGGGUGGCCAAGGGCACAGCAGCAUCACGGCCAGUUGAACGAGUUACUUGGGCAGCUGCCGUGGAUCCCGGCUCACCAGAUCCCCAUCCCCACAGGGUCGACUCGGUACUCACCAUGGCUGCAGCACAGCUCGUCACUUGGGGGAUGCUGCUGGCCACCGGGGUCCCUGCCAACGCCCAGGGGGUGCUGCCGGCAGGGCUGACUUUAGGUGGGGACCCCUUGCACAGCCCUGCCUGGGGACAGCAGUGGCCAGGCCCAUCUCCCACCUGGGAGGCAUCGGGGGAGCCGAGCGGUGCCGGGGCCCCAAGGAGUGCGCGCUGGGGGAUCAAGCACUCCGUGCACUGGUCCCCGCCGCUGCAGGCGGGGGAUGGCACCAGGGCACCCCUGGAGAUGGAAGCCACUAUGACAGGCGCUGAUACCAAGGUCUGGAGGGAUGGCAGCACAGUCCCGGCUGUGACAGAGGAGCCGCUUGUUGCCUGGAAAGGGCACGAGGCUGAAGGCCAAGACAGCUCCCUGCUUCACGGCUCUGCACCAGGGACUCCGGGCCCUGAGGUGCUCAUGGACAGAGGGUCAGAUUCUCCAGCGCCUCUCGGGGCAGGGCAGGACCUGUCCCCGUCCGGGCAGAGUGUCUCCAAGGCAGUCGGCACCCACAGCCCUCGGCCAACCGUAUCCACCAUUGCCCUGGACCCCACGCUGGCGGCGGGAAUGAGGACAGCAGAUACCCGCACAGGGGGACACACAGCGGCAGAGGGACACACAGUGGCCUCGGGCCUCUCUCAGGACGCGCAACUCGCUUCAGCCAGCAGCCAGGCGGUCCCCCUGGGCACAGCCCCUGUCUCCAAUCCCACAGGCACGGGGCCAGCCGGGGGUCCCCAUGCCAGCCCUGGCUCUACGCAGCUGGUGGGCAGCUGGGGGGACACGGGAGGGUCCCCCAGCCCCUUCCCGGCUCUGCCCAGCUCUGCCCCACGACUGCGCCACACAGCACCGCCCUGGGGGCUGGCUGAGCCCUGGACUCGAGUGCUCCCGUCUCACCAGCGUAGCACGCGGAGGGCCCCACUCAGCCACGCCACCACUAACCCUGGCGAUGCAGUCCCCCGCACGGACCCUGGGACUGCAGGGCAGCGGGGACCCCAGCCCGUCCCAGGGUCUGUCCUCAGCACCGGCCCUGUGCCGCCUCCUGCCUCCGGCACGGCCACCCCCGGUACCCCGAGCAGAGAGCUGCUGCCCGAGGAGGACGUCGGCUCCCCGCAGCAGGUCCGGGGCGCCGUGGGCCCUGUGAGCGUCCCAAAUGUCACCAAGACGACCCCACAACCAACGGCACAUCCCACCACGGGGACGCUCGGGACAAGACACCCAGACACUCCCCUGCCAGGGACGCAGACCCCAGCCUCCAGCACUGCGACCCCCUCGGCCACGUGGCGACGGGCAGGGCUGACGCCUCAGCCCGUCCCCCGAGAUCCAUCAUCACCGCAGCCACAGUCCAGCCGUGCCCCCCCUACGCCGGGGGCCAACGCGACCGGGCUGCGCUGGGCUGAGCUGCAGCACCAGCUGGGCUUCUCCUGGGAGGCCCAUGUCUAUGGAGUGGCUGGGGGGGUCCUGCUGCUGGCUCUGGGCUGCCUGGCCGGGCUGGCGGGGACAGCCAUCCUACGGCCCCCACACCUCCCACACUCUGUGGGGGCCCACGGGCUGCUGCUGGCCGCCUGCCUGCUGCGGGCCACCUUCCUGCUGCUGGAUCCCUACGGGGCGCGGGGCCGCCUGCCCGCCCCGGCCCUGCUGCUGCUCAACACAGCCCCUUUCCCCCUGCUGCUCGCCGCUUUCGCCCUCCUGCUCCAGAGGCUGCAGCGCCUGGCCCAGUUUCAGCUGCUGCCAUCCCGGCUGCGGGGGCUGCCGGCGCUGGGGGCUGUCGCUGCCCUGCAGGGCGCGGGGGUGUGCUGCCGGUGCCGCCGCCGCAGCCCCGCCGGCCACUCCUGCUGGGCCAAGGCACUGCGCUACUUCUGCGCCGGCCGCAAAGCUGAAGCACCCGAAUACCCCAACAACUGCUACGACUGGCGGACACCCGCCAACGACAUCUCCAAGAACCUCAUCCGCAAUCCGGCGGAGCAGCUGCCCCUGCGAGCUCUGAAGGACAGCAACGAGGUCUGGGCAGCUGGCACCGGGAUGCCGGGGCUCAGCCCCAAGUGCCCCAACAUGCUGGCCGCCCGCUCCUGCGCCGCCUUUGAGCAGGGCUCGUCCCCCUCCCUGGGAGAGCUGAUCUUCCGCCCGCCGUCCCCCAUCGACCUGCGCCGCAGCAUCGACCAGGCGCUCUGCCGCCGCCACCUCCUGCACGACGGCCUCUUCGGGCGGCCCCGCCGCGGCUCCGGCUCCUCCCUGCACGGCUCCCCAGCCCCUGACAAGACCCCCAGCCUGGGGCGCAUGGUGCGCUGCAGCUCGCUCACGGAGCUGCCCGGCCCCCGCCAGCCGCCCGGCACCGUCACUGUCACCGUCACCGCCUCAGCCAGCUCCCUGGAGAGCAGCUCGCUGAAGAUCAGCUGGAACCCCUGGCGCCAUGGGCUGUCCUCUCCCGACAGCCUACCCCUGGACGAGGCGCCCAGCCGGGCUCCUCUCCUGGUGCCCGCUGCAGCCCCCGGCUGGGAGCGCGAGGGUCCCCGCGCCUUCCCAGCCCUUGGCAAGGCGGGGGACUCCCGCAGCCUCUCCAGCGACACCAUCGAGCUCUGAGCCCGGGACAGGCAGAGACUGGGGGCGCAGGAGGACGAUGAGCCCAGUGGCAGGGUGAGGGGGUCUGAUCCUGCAUCCCUGUAGGGCCGGGCAGGGGCGGUUCCAUUUGUGCCAAAUGAGAGAAAUAAAGAGUUUAUG
Messenger RNA from Ficedula albicollis (Collared flycatcher), 3155 nucleotides. RefSeq names its product proline rich transmembrane protein 3 (gene PRRT3). The transcript is spliced from 5 exons. The coding region runs from base 213 to 3017 and encodes 934 amino acids. The record is from RefSeq and is a predicted model, not a curated record. Lineage: Eukaryota; Metazoa; Chordata; Aves; Passeriformes; Muscicapidae.